This is a messenger RNA of Oryzias melastigma (Indian medaka), 3992 nucleotides long. Its product is annotated as protein NLRC3. The transcript is spliced from 6 exons. The record is from RefSeq and is a predicted model, not a curated record. NCBI's taxonomy places the organism in Eukaryota, Metazoa, Chordata, Actinopteri, Beloniformes, Adrianichthyidae. Bases 1628 to 3793 code for a protein of 721 amino acids.
GAUGAAAUAAAAAGCUCUGAUCAUAAUGAAAAUAAAUGAAAUGUCCGAUCCUGAUCGGACAAAGGAGUCCGAUUCCGAUCGAGUCCCCAACCACGUGAUCGGAUCGGGACAUCCCUAAUUUUAAUACAAGUGUCUGGUAUGUCGGGAUUAAAAUGGUGCAACUUUACGGGCGUAAUAUAAGUCCUAAACAGCCAUUUGUACUGUUCCUUGUGGGUUGGGCAGAUUUUACUGUCACAACAGGGAUUUAUUGAGUAUAAACCCCUGUUGUAUUUCAUACUAAACUUUAUUUAUAUUGAUUAUGUUUUGUUUUUGUUUAUUUAUUUAUUUGUCUUUGUUGUUGGACCGGACGGAAAAAAGGAAAAGGGUGGGGGAGGGGUGGACUCAGACUAGACCACCAGGCUGAGGUUCCCCGCCCCCCCCACCAGGGAUGGGGGCGGGGACAGAAGGUUGAAGGAACUGCAGCAUUUGGUAACUUCUGGUCUCUUCAUAUCUGGGAGGAUUUUCUUGUACUCAGCUCCUGGUACAAUGUUCACAGUGGAUCGGUGGUCAUAUGGCCCCGCCCCCAGGUGCGAAUGAAAACCUGAGCGGGGCGGGGCAUCUUUGGAAAUGAGGGUUCUGCUGGAGGGGGCCAUCUGCAGGAGGGGGUGUCUAGUUGCAAUGCUUAGGCCAUACAUUAUUUUUUCACAGGUUGACACAUCACUCAUGUUGUGUAAAAUGUAAAAAAAAGUAAUAAAAAGUUUGACAUAAUCAAUGACCUCUCUUGGCGUUGCCCCCCUUCUUAGCGGAUGCUGUCACUGUCUAAGCUAGAUGUGUGUGUAGAGGUCUGUCUGUUUUAUUUACAUUCAGUUGCUUGGAACAAAAAAGCAAAAUAAAAUCCUUGAUAAAUACAAUGCAGGAAUCUGCUCAGAUCAAAAACAACAAUGAGGCUUUUCUAAUCGCUAGGUUGUAGUUAAAAUAAAAGUCAAACUGUUACAAGCGCGUCACAAACGCAAACAAACGUCUUUCAUUAAAUAAAACAGAAAGCAAUGAAUUUAUUUGGUGCAAAAUUAUAUCUAAGCUAUGCUUUUGCCCCCCCCCCCACACUUUUGGCUUUUGGUAGGAAAAGAUUCAUUUAACUGGCAAUCAAGUUUUUUUCCCCUUUUUUUAAAUCCUGAACAACAGAAAUCUGUUCACCUGUGAGGAUCUACCAUGCAGUUCCAGCAACACUCAGCUGUGGUGUAGUGGUUAGCACAUCUACCCCCCAUGAAAAUAAAAAACAUUUCAUUUCAAAACAGUUGUAACUCUUCCUGCAGGAAAUAAAAACAUGGAUUCUUCUUCUGGUUUUCUCUGUUUCUGAGACUUUCUGUCUGCAGAACUGCUUCCUCUGAGCUGCAGAGGAGAUUACCCAGAAUGCACUGCAGUCAGGUGAUCUCUUAUGCAAGAGUGGGAGGAGCCGCUCUGCUCAGGUGAACCAGGUGUAUGAUUACAGACAAAAACCCGGAAACUUUAGCUUUCAGAGACACGACUCCAUUUUCUAGACGGAACCAGGAACCAGGUGAGUCUGAAAGUUCUGCAGGGACGGAACGCCAGAACCAGAACCGGAUCAAGGACACAACACUUAUCUCUCGGUCGAUCUCCUGUUUGCUCGAUGAAGAUGAGUUCUUCAGAGAACGAUGUGAUGUUGGAUUCUCCAGAACCGUGCGUGGAGAUGGACCGGUCCAGAUCAGAACCUGCAGGCUCGGAGGGUCCUCCUGAAGCUUCAGACUCAGAACAGCAGCUCCCUCCAGAGGACCAGCCGGCAGCAUCCUCCAACAGCGAGGCCUCUGAAGAUCUACAGAGGAAGAGGAGGGCUGUGCUGACGGAGGAGCGGCCGUCCUGCUGCGCUUUGUGUCAGGACGUCCUGAAGGAUCCGCUCUGUCUUAGUUGUGGACAUUGGUUCUGCAGACGCUGCAUCACCUCCCACCGGCGGCAGUCCGCCGCGGCUCGCCGCUCCUGCUUCCAGUGUGCUGCAGAAUCCGACAGUGGAGCCGGAAUCCAGACGUGGGAUCACAGCGGAAGAAUCCACUCCGAGUGUUGGGAGACCCUGAAGCUGGUUCUGAGGAACUUCAUGGAUGUCUUUAACUUGAUUCCUGAGGACCAGAUCUUCUUAAAAGACAUUUUCAUAGAUCUCCACGUCUCAGAGGCCAGAAAUGAGCAUCAGCGCAAAGAAGCUGGAGCCUCAUCCAGAAAAAAACCCAAGCUGCGAAGAAGUAUCCAAAUGGAGGACGUCCUGAAGCCCGGAAGGGACACAUCAGCCAGAAUUGUUCUGACCAAAGGAGCUCCUGGUGUCGGAAAGAGCAUAUUAACUCAGAAGUUCACGCUGGACUGGGCCGGGCGCAGAGACACUGAGGACAUCCACUUUGUGUUUCCAUUUAAGUUCAAAAUGCUAAACAAGCAGAAGGAUCUGAAACGGAACUUUGUGGACCUCCUCCACGACACCUUUGGGGACAUCAAAGAUUCUGGAAUCACCACCUUCGACGAAUUUCGGAUUUUGCUUAUCUUGGACGGCCUGGACGAGUGUCAGCUUCCCCUGGACUUCAAAAAGAACGAGACGCUGAGCGACGUCUGCGUGGAGACCUCGCUGGACGUUCUGCUGACAAACCUGAUCAAGGGGAACCUGCUUCCUUUGGCCCAGAUCUGGAUCACCACUCGACCUGCAGCAGCCGCUCGGAUCCCUGCCAAGUUUGUUGGGUUGGUGACGGAGAUCAGAGGGUUCUCGGACGCCAACAAGGAGGCCUACUUCCGGAAGAGGAUCAAGAAUAAGGAGCAGGCCAGCAGGGUCAUCUCCCAUGUGAGGGCCUAUGAAAGUCUCUACAGGAUGUGUCACCUCCCAAACUUCUGCCGCAUCACGGUUAAGGUACUGGAGGACAAGAUGAAGACCGGAGAGGAAGAGGAGUUUCCCAAGAACAUUGGGGACAUGUACAUCAACUUUCUGUUGCUUCAGAGCAAACGCAACCGCCAGAAGUAUCCAGACAAGGCUGAGAAGUAUCCGGACAUGAAGAAGGUCAUCCAGGUUCUGGGUAAACUGGCCUUUGAGCAGCUGCAGAAGGGGCACCUGAUCUUCUACGCCUCCCACAUGGUGGAGUACGGCAUCAGCGUCAAAGACGCCCCUCUGUUCUCGGACGUUUUAACAAACAUCUCCAGAAAGAGGAAAGCUGCGUGUAGGGACCCCGCCUACUGCUUCAUCCGCCUGAGGACCCAGGAGUUCCUGGCUGCAGUUUAUGUCUUCAACUCUUACCGUGGCAGAAAGACGGAGAUGCUGCAGGACCUCCAGGAGCAUCUCAGGGAUGGGGAACACCCGAGCGAGUCUCCUCGGGAUGCUUUUGUGAGCAAAGCCCUACUGGCCCCCCUGCAGAGCAAAAAUAGACAUCUGGACCUCUUUGUUUGCUUCCUUCAUGGCCUGUCUGUGCAGUUCAUCCAGAACUUCCUCAAAAGCUUGAUCGGUCGCCCAGACGCCAAAUCCGAAGUCAUCUUGACCGCCCUCAACCACCUGAAAAAGAUGAGCUACCAGAACUUGCUUUCUGACCAGAGCCUCAGCAUCUACCACACUCUCAUGCACGUGAAGGAGCUGUCGCUGCCGCAGCACAUCCAGCGCUUCCUCAAGCUGGAGAGUAAGUCAGAGAAGGAGCUCCUGGAGGUCCACGUCCCGCUGCUGAUCCACAUGAUGCACGCCUCCGAAGACGAGCUGUACCUGAAGAAGUACAACGUCACCAAAAGGACUCACCAGAGGCUGAAGAGAACCACGGUGGAGGUGGUGGUGAGGGUGUGCACCUGAAGUCUGGGUCCUGCUGGGGAGGUCAAGUCCUACAGUCAUGAGGAGAUCAGAGCAAAACCAGGACAGGAACCCUGCUAGAACCAGAUGUACUGUGUUCUGCGAAGGACAGCGCCACCAUGUGGCGAGCCCGGCGUCUUCCAGCUGCAGAUGCACAGCUCUCACUGUAUGAGAAUGUCUGAAUAAAGAGACGUGGACAGAG